Molecule: messenger RNA, 765 nt
Organism: Aspergillus welwitschiae
Lineage: Eukaryota; Fungi; Ascomycota; Eurotiomycetes; Eurotiales; Aspergillaceae
Exons: 2
Coding region: 1-765 (254 amino acids)
Molecular function (GO): oxidoreductase activity, acting on the CH-OH group of donors, NAD or NADP as acceptor
Source: RefSeq, a predicted model, not a curated record
AUGUCCCUUUUCUCCUUGUCCGGCAAGACUGCUCUAAUCACCGGCGGCACUCGGGGCAUCGGCCAAGCCAUUGCUCUCGGGCUAGCUGAGCACGGCGCAGACCUUAUCCUAGUUCAGCGCUCGACAAACGUCUCAGACACACAACCAGCCGUCGAACGGCUCGGUAGACGUUGUGAGGUGGUCCAAUGUGACCUUGCCGACAGAAAACAAGUUGAAGGACUGAUUAGCCGAGUUGUCGCCACUCAUUCUAUCGACAUCCUCGUCAACUGCGCUGCAAUCCAACACCGCAGUCCAGCAGAGGAUUAUGCUACACACCACUAUGAAGCGAUAAUGCAAACCAACCUGACAGCUCCAUUUAUUCUCUGUCGCGAUAUUGCCCGUCACUGGAUUUCGCAGGGGCAGCGCGGUAAAAUUAUCAACGUGGCCAGCGUGGCCAGCUUCCAGGGCGGUAUUAACGUUUCGGGGUACGUGGGAAGCAAGGGGGGCUUGCUGCAGUUGACCCGUGCGUUCAGUAAUGAAUGGGCGGGGAGGGGGAUUAAUGUCAAUGCCAUUGCCCCAGGGUACAUCGAAACUGAUAUGACUGCUGAUACCCUGACGGAGCCACGAUAUGCGGCCUACCGUGACUCUAUUAUACCGCGGAUUCCCGUGGGUAGGUGGGGAAAGCCGGAGGAUAUGAAAGGGGUAGCGGUGUUUCUGGCUAGCCAGGCUAGUAAUUAUGUCAGCGGGGAGGCGAUCGUGGUUGAUGGGGGUUGGUUGGCACGUUGA